AACCACUCGUGAACUAAUUUCUCAAACCGGUCAACCGAUUCAUCAAAAAGAUUCGAUUCAAACGAACGAUUCGUUCAGUCCGACGUCGCACCUUCAUGCGUAUCCCAUCGUUUACCUGCCUUACGCUUACAAAUGAAAAAUAAAUCAUGCUUCACUGAUUCAUAAUGUGAAGAAUGCCUCCUUGACCGUGUGUGUGUACCGCUGCAGUCUCACCUGUGCGCCACAUAAGCACGAGCCCUCCUUUUUGCGCUGCCACGUCAUUCACCACUGUCGUGCGCAUCCCUUGGAGACUCUGACGUGUCUGUCCACAUAACCGGCAGCUGGGAGAAAAAUAUUAAAACUCACUAUAAUCUCACAGGCGACAUUCAGCGGGGAUCAUGGGGGGAUCGCAGAGUUUGGAAAUUCCAGGAGGUGGUUCGGAGGGCUAUCACGUUCUCAGAGUGCAGGAGAAUUCUCCCGGGCACAGAGCAGGACUCGAACCCUUCUUUGACUUCAUUGUGUCCAUCAACAACACGAGACUGAACAAGGAUAAUGACACGCUGAAAGACAUAUUGAAGGCUAGCGUUGAGAAACCUGUGAAGAUGCUAGUGUACAGCAGCAAAACCCUGGAGCUGCGGGAAGCCACUGUUACUCCCAGCAACAUGUGGGGCGGCCAGGGUCUUCUGGGGGUCAGCAUCCGCUUUUGCAGCUUUGAAGGAGCCAAUGAGAACGUCUGGCAUGUUUUGGAAGUGGAGCCAAACUCUCCUGCAGCAUUAGCAGGAUUAAGACCACACACCGACUACAUCAUCGGAGCAGACACAGUCAUGAACGAGUCAGAGGACUUAUUCUCAUUGAUAGAAACCCAUGAGGGCAAAGGCCUGAAACUCUACGUCUACAACACCGACACGGACAACUGCAGAGAAGUGGUCAUUACGCCCAACGGUGCCUGGGGUGGAGAGGGCAGUCUCGGCUGCGGCAUCGGCUAUGGUUACCUGCACAGAAUCCCAACUCGGCCGUUCGAGGAGGGCAAGAAAAUAAGCUUCCCCGGACACACCCCGAGUGAACCCGCCAGCCCGUUGAAAGACGGCUUCACAGAGGUUCAGCUGUCUGCAGUGACUCCGCCCCCUGUGUCACAGCCUGUUCCCACAGGACUCGAGGACAGUCUAUCCGGCCUGUCACUCAGCUCUGCCCAGCCCUCGAUGCCCAGCGAGCUCCACACAGGUGUUCCUACAGUCCCCCUGCUGCCCACUCAGGUGACCCCAGGGCUGGGUACCCUUCCCAUUGUCACCCCCUCCACCACUGUACCAGGUUUGAUAUCCUUACCGUCUGGUCUCCCUCCCCUGCCAAACCUGCCUAACCUCCCGAACCUUAAUCUACCGUUACCGAACCUUAGCGCUGUAUCUUUAGCUGGAAUCAGUGGGUUACCUCAUAAUACAGCAGGUUUGCCCCCUCUUCCUCCUCUGAACCUGCCUGGCAUCUCUCCUCUGCCCAUGCACCCCGUUCUCUCUUCCACACUUCCCAGCAUGCCAGGCGUCACGCUGCCAUCUUCCCUGGCACCAUCUGACUUCGCACCGCCCGUCUCCUUAGCGAACGUGCAAACUCCAGCGCUCAUACUGGAUGCCACGCCUAACCCUGCGGUCAAAGACAUGCCUGUUGCCCCCGAGACCCUGUUACCGCAGACGACCCCGGAGUCCUCGUAACGACCUCGUAACGUAUUGUAUUUAUUCAGUACAAAAAGAUUCCAGUGUGCAAACACACACCGAGAUAAAACGCGGUUCUGUCGAGAGAUGCCAGUGUCUGAGGUCCGAGGGAGGACAGAUCUCUAAUAUUAAAACGUUCAGUGAGAUGAAAAGCGGCUGUUGUACGUCUCUCUCCUCAGAAUCUGUGGCGUCUCGUGCUUUUUCUUUCUGUAUAUCAUGUAAUCAAACGUUAGUUAGCAUUCCCUGUAAUUACCAAUUGCUAUGUGAUUUUACAAUGUAACGUCUGGCCUUCUUUUCUUUCUUUGCACCAUAUUUCGAAUGCUUUGAUUUUUCUUUAUACGUGGUCAGACCGGGCUCUGGGCCUCUGUUUCUCUCGCUCACACACUCUCUGUAAGAUAGAUCUGCCGUCGAGAUGAGUGGAAAACACGAUUCAGAUGAAUGUGCGCUUGUGCAGUUUGAAGAUUGUGAAGGAAUCUCUCAUUCAAACACACACAAGCAAUAAACUACCCAGUUUUACACUA
Messenger RNA from Pimephales promelas (fathead minnow), 2200 nucleotides. It is a transcript of the gene gorasp2, whose product is annotated as golgi reassembly stacking protein 2. Gene Ontology annotation, cellular component: Golgi apparatus. Gene Ontology annotation, biological process: Golgi organization. The record is from RefSeq and is a predicted model, not a curated record. Gene Ontology annotation, molecular function: protein binding. Lineage: Eukaryota; Metazoa; Chordata; Actinopteri; Cypriniformes; Leuciscidae.